Medicago truncatula (barrel medic) is the source of this 2037-nucleotide messenger RNA. Its product is annotated as omega-3 fatty acid desaturase, chloroplastic. Lineage: Eukaryota; Viridiplantae; Streptophyta; Magnoliopsida; Fabales; Fabaceae. Gene Ontology annotation, biological process: lipid metabolic process. The transcript has 8 exons. The record is from RefSeq and is a predicted model, not a curated record. Gene Ontology annotation, molecular function: oxidoreductase activity, acting on paired donors, with oxidation of a pair of donors resulting in the reduction of molecular oxygen to two molecules of water. The coding region runs from base 453 to 1793 and encodes 446 amino acids.
AUAUGAUAGGUCAAAUACACGGCAAGAAUAAAAUAACCGAAACAAAAAAAUUCCAUUCAAUUCUAUUCAACAUGAGAAUCAUCAUUAUAGAUUCCCAGUAAAAGUAAACACGUUUUGGUUUGGUCAUAGCUGAUUGUGUCUCUUACUUUCACACAUUAAAAUCACUAAUUGCACCCCCACACACCACUUCACAUACCCCUUCAUCACCAAACACUAUAUUUAAAGAGUCUCAUUUCCAAGUCUCAAAAGCCAUAACUCAUCAAAUUCCAAACGCAUCCUUUUUUUCAUUCUCUCUUAAAGCCAUAAACUUUCUUCAACCCAACUCACAGAAUUCAAAAGGGUCAUCGAAAUUCUGUGUUGUUGUUGUUGAAAGUCGAAAUUUCUUCAGUUUUUUAUUCCAAUUUUUUUUGACCAAGAUAUUUGGUUAUUUCUUAAUUUUGUGUUAAUCUUCUAUGGCAACUUGGGUUUUAUCAGAAUGUGGUUUAAAGUCACUUGCUCCAGUAUUUCCAAAACCAAGAACAGGUUUUGCUGUGUCCAACAAUUCAGAUGCUAAAUUUUUAAGCACUAACAAAGAAGUAACAAAUCUGAAAUUUCAAUUUCAACCAAAAAGUUUUGAUUUUAAGGAGAAGAGAAAAUGGGGUUUGAAUGUGAGUACUCCAUUGAGGGUUGACUCAAUUGAACAAGAACAUGAACAUGAACAGGAACAGGAGUUACCAGAGUUUGACCCUGGUUCACCACCACCGUUUUCAUUGGCUGAUAUAAGAGCAGCAAUUCCAAAGCAUUGUUGGGUGAAAGAUUCAUGGAAGUCAAUGAGUUAUGUUUUGAGAGAUGUUGUUAUUGUUUUUGGUUUGGCUGCUGCUGCUGCUUUUCUUAAUAAUUGGAUGGUUUGGCCUCUUUAUUGGGCUGCUCAAGGAACCAUGUUUUGGGCUCUUUUUGUUCUUGGUCAUGAUUGUGGUCAUGGAAGCUUUUCAAGUGAUCCUAAUCUUAACAGUGUUGUUGGACAUUUGUUACAUUCUUCGAUUCUUGUUCCCUAUCAUGGAUGGAGGAUUAGUCAUAGGACUCAUCACCAGAAUCAUGGCCAUGUUGAAAAUGACGAGUCUUGGCAUCCGUUGACAGAAAAAAUAUUCAAGAGCUUGGACAAUGUGACACGUUCUUUAAGAUUUACAGCCCCUUUUCCAUUGCUUGCAUAUCCUGUGUACCUUUGGGCCAGAAGUCCUGGGAAGACUGGUUCUCAUUUCCAUCCCAGCAGUGAAUUGUUUCUUCCAAGUGAGAAAAAAGAUAUUAUAACUUCUACAGCUUGUUGGACUGCUAUGGUGGCAUUGCUUGUAGGGUUGGGAUUUACAAUGGGUCCAAUUCCAUUACUCAUGCUUUAUGGAGUUCCGUAUGCUAUUUUUGUGAUGUGGUUGGAUUUGGUGACUUACUUGCACCAUCAUGGCCAUGAAGACAAAUUACCGUGGUAUCGUGGAAAGGAAUGGAGCUAUCUUAGAGGUGGACUUACUACUCUUGACCGCGAUUAUGGAUGGCUUAAUAACAUUCACCAUGACAUUGGAACUCAUGUCGUUCAUCACCUUUUCCCUCAAAUUCCACACUAUCAUCUAGUUGAAGCUACUGAGGCAGCAAGGCCUGUGUUUGGAGAAUAUUACAAAGAGCCAAAGAAAUCAGCUCCUCUUCCUUUUCACCUUAUUGGAGAAUUUAUAAGGAGUUUGAAGAAAGAUCAUUAUGUUAGUGACACUGGUGAUAUAGUGUACUACCAAACAGAUUCUGAAAUUAGUGGCUCUUCCAAAUCAGAAUGAAAUUUAAGAUCUUCCCUUUUGAACUUCUCAUAAAGUUGGUAAGAAUUCGUAGAAUCCACUUCAUAAAAGAAAGUGUUUGGUGGAAAUUAAAGAAUUUGUAGGGUAUAAGGUUAUCCUUCCUAACAAGUGAACUUUGUAGAUGGAUUAUAUUUCUCAUGAUGGAAGUGAUAUCCUAAAAUUAUGAUCAAGUUAGUUAUUUAUUUGCUAAAGUUCAAUGCUAAUUUUGAAAAUAAUGUUUUGGAAA